CAGAAGAGAACAGAACAGAGAGUAGAGAAUACAGAGGAAAAGCAAAGAAGAGAGAUCCCAUGAAGUCUUGGAAAUCUCCAUUGCUCCUGUUGUGCCUCUCGUGUUUAAUCUUCUCGUCGCUUCACGUUCCGGCUUCUUCUCAACGUUUCUCAGGACGACACAGAUCAAUCGUCGCGCGUCGAGCUCUCCUCAGCUUCAAGGAGACUCCAAAGGGUAGUAACGCCUCCUACGAUUGCUCUCCUUCUGGGGCUUGCGUUCCCUGCCUUUAUUCCGAAAAGAAAGAUGAAAAGUACCGCUGCAGUGAGACUGGAUAUCGUAUCCCUUUGAAAUGUGUAGAGAUAGGGGAUAGUAAGGUUGUUAGUGGCAAAAAAUCUCAGAAGGGCCGCGUGGCGAUGGAAACUCUUCGUAAGAAAGGAAAGGAACUUGAUAUGCUGCAUGAAGAUGCUGAGCGUAUUAAGUCGAUGAGUGGCAGAGCUUUACUGGAUGACUCGUCCAAAUCAGAAGAUGGGCAUGGAGAAUACCUCACUUACAGAAGCUGUAUACCAGCUGUAAAUGAGGAGAAGCUGUCAGUCAUUGGGUUUGAGGUCAUCCUAUUAUGUCUGUUACUCUCGAGCGGCUCAUUUAUCUACCUCAGGAAAAAACGUUCUGUCACUACAAUGCCAGGGGUCGCAGCAGUAAGGAUCCCAACAAAUUCUAGAUUUUAGGUCACAUAGUUGGUGGCAUCUUGAGGCGUGUCCCAUAAGUAACUGACAUGUCAAAAACUAGAAGUUCCCACAAGUUGUGUGCGAUUUUUGUAUGCACUUGGUAUCUAGCUGAUGGCAGGUCUGUGCAUGAUCUGUGAAUGAUUCGACAUGAUGGAGUGGAACAUAUUUCCGCCGGUCAUUCUUGCAGAUUUCGUCCAGCCUUUUGAGCAUGAGGACACAGUAAGCUAGCCAAACAGCAGGAUAUAAUAGUGCUUUGAGGCAAUUUUACGUGUUCUCUCCAGUUUUUUGUAAGUUCUUCCAGCGUUCAGUUUCUGCAGUGUAAAAACCCUUUGUAAAGAUGGAAAGUACUCAAUUGCAUGAGCAUUUGUGGUUUGGACUUUGGGAUCCUACAAGCCUGACUUGUUAAGUGGAAUUUUUAGCUGCCUUUCUUUUCCUGAGUUCUUACUUUUUA
Rhodamnia argentea is the source of this 1155-nucleotide messenger RNA. RefSeq lists its product as uncharacterized. Bases 60 to 704 code for a protein of 214 amino acids. The record is from RefSeq and is a predicted model, not a curated record. The transcript is spliced from 4 exons. NCBI's taxonomy places the organism in Eukaryota, Viridiplantae, Streptophyta, Magnoliopsida, Myrtales, Myrtaceae.